GAACGUGAAAUGGCUUGGAUUGCUGAUACAUAUGCAUCAACAGUCGGUUGGGAAGAUAUUAAUGCAAUGGCUUGCAUAACUGGUAAACCUAUUUUACAAGGUGGUAUUCAUGGUCGAACAUCAGCUACUGGUCGUGGUUUAUAUCACGGUGUGAAUAAUUUUAUGAAUGAAAAAUAUUAUAUGGAUAAAGUUGGUUUGACAACAGGUCUUGCUGGAAAAACAUUUAUUGUUCAAGGUGCUGGUAAUGUUGGUUAUCAUUCUAUGCGUUAUUUAACUCGACAUGGUGCAAAAUGUGUUGGAAUACUUGAAUGGGACGGAGCUAUUGUUAAUCCAGAUGGUAUUGAUCCAAAAGCACUUGAAGAAUAUAAAUCUGAACGUGGAACUAUUGUUGGCUUUCCCGGUGCUAAACCAUAUGAAAAAUCUGACAAACAAGAAUUACUUUGUGAACAAUGUGAUAUUCUUGUACCAGCAGCAAGUGAACAACAAAUUACAUCGAAAAAUGCUCAUCGUAUCAAAGCUAAGAUUAUUGCUGAAGGUGCCAAUGGACCAACAACACCAGCAGCAGAUAGAAUACUUCUUAAAAAAAAUGUCUUAGUUAUUCCAGAUAUGUAUGUUAAUGCUGGUGGUGUAACUGUCUCAUAUUUUGAAUGGCUUAAAAAUUUAAAUCAUACAUCAUAUGGUCGAUUAACAUUUAAAUAUCAACGAGAUACAAAUUAUUCACUUCUUGAAAGUGUUCAAAGUUCAUUAGAAGCUAAAUUUGGUAAAAUGGGAGGACAAAUUCCUAUUAUUCCAAGUGAUCAAUUUUUUAAACGUAUGGCCGGUGCAUCAGAAAAAGACAUCGUACAUUCUGGUCUUGAACAAACAAUGGAAAAAUCUGCACGUGCUAUUAUGGAAACAGCUCAAAAAUUUAAUUUGGGUUUAGAUAUACGUACAGCUGCUUAUGUAACUGCAUUAGAAAAAAUUUAUAAUGUUUAUGUUAGUGCUGGUAUGACCUUUGGUGUUUAA
This is a messenger RNA of Adineta steineri, 1005 nucleotides long. Lineage: Eukaryota; Metazoa; Rotifera; Eurotatoria; Adinetida; Adinetidae. The record is from the annotation of a GenBank genome assembly.